Messenger RNA from Alternaria arborescens, 282 nucleotides. RefSeq lists its product as hypothetical. The record is from RefSeq and is a predicted model, not a curated record. Bases 1 to 282 code for a protein of 93 amino acids. The transcript has a single exon. Lineage: Eukaryota; Fungi; Ascomycota; Dothideomycetes; Pleosporales; Pleosporaceae.
AUGUUUGACGCCGCUGCAGUCGUCAACUCGUGUCUCUUGUGUUGGUGGUCUUGGGGAGUAGCGAGGAAGAAUGAGAAGAUAUCAAGAGAGAUGACGGAGAAUGGCGGAGUUGCCGAUAUCGAGAAGGGCAAUAUGUGCAAGAGGGAUGAGGAGGAGAAGGCGGGCUUGGGAGUUAUAACAGAGGAAGGGAAAGAAGGCUCGGAGGUAACGACAGCAGAAAUUGAGGAAAAAGUGUUGAAAGAAGAGACGACGACGAAGGAGAAGGUGGAAUUGGAGAUGUAG